GGGGGCGAGAUUAGAGAGGUGAGCGUGACUCAGGGCAUUGGUGUCUCGCAGCCCGGGCAGCCGCAGGCAGAGCGCGGGCAGGGGCGUCCGGAGGCACCCCAGGGGAGGCCUACGAGGAGGGGAUGAGGAGGACCCUCGACCCCGAGGGCUACGAGGACCCCGGCCUAAAGGACUCCCGCCUGUCGCUGGGGGAGAUGAGCACUGAGUCGGUGACCGAUGUGGACCCGGAGGCGUCGGGGAGCAGGAGGCUCCUGUCCCAGCGGGACACCCAUGAGGGCUACGUGGAGCUCCACGAGCUGGUCAUGGACAGCUCGAAGGACUUGUGCUGGAUGGAGGCCGGUCACUGGCUCAAGCUGGAGGAGGAUUUCCAGGAAUCAGGGCAGUGGAGCCAGCCCCACCUCUCCUUCCUGACCUACCGCAACCUCCUGGAGAUCCGACGGGCUUUGAACAAAGGUGCCAUUCUCCUCGAUGUGGCGGCCAACUCGAUGGCGGCCAUCGUCAACAUCCUCAUUGACCAGAUGAUCUACGAGGGGCAGUGGAAGCCGCAGGACCGGGAGGACAUCCUGAGGACGCUGCUCCUGAGGCACAGCCACCCCAGCGAGGGUGAGUCGGUGUGGACGCUGCCGCCGGCGCUGCUGCAGCGCUCGGGCACCCGCCGGGACGAUGUGGAGCAGCCGCUGAUGAGGGAACAGCAGCCCAUGGAGAUGAGCAAGCUGGCAGGGACUGAGCAGAGUGGGGCCUCCAAACCCCAACUCCCAGAGAAGAUCCCCGAGGAUGCUGAGGCCACCCUGGUCCUUGUGGGCUGUGCAGCCUUCCUGGAGCAGCCAACGCUGGCCUUGGUGCGCCUGAAGGACGCGGUGACACUGGACGGUGUCCUCGACGUGUCCCUCCCCGUCCGCUUCCUCGUGGUGGUGCUGGGCCCCGACAGCCACAACAUCAGCUACCACGAGAUCGGCCGUGCCAUCGCCACCAUGAUGUCAGAGAGGGUGUUUCGCCGGGAUGCCUACCUGGCCGAGGGCCGGCAGGACCUGGUGCGGGCGGUGGACGAAUUCCUGGAGGCCAGCAUUGUCCUGCCUCCCACCGAGACCCCCAGCGAGCAGCUGCUCCGCGCCCUGGUCCCUCUGCAGCGCGAGCUCCUCCGCCGCCGCUACCAGCCCCCCGAGAAACCGCCCAGCGAGGGCUUCCUGAAAGACCUGGGGCUGGGCGCGCCAGCGCAGGAGGACGACGACCCCCUGCGCAGGACAGGGCGGCCCUUUGGGGGGCUGGUGAGGGACAUCUGCCGCCGGUACCCCAAAUACCUCAGCGACAUCAAGGAUGCCCUCAGCCCCCAGUGCCUGGCCGCUGUCAUCUUCAUCUACUUCGCGGCGCUGUCACCUGCUGUCACCUUCGGAGGCUUGCUGGGCGAGAAGACCAAGGGCAUGAUGGGGGUGUCGGAGCUGCUCAUCUCCACCUGCGUGCAGUGUGUGCUCUUCAGCCUCCUCAGUGCCCAGCCCCUCCUGGUUGUUGGAUUCUCAGGACCCCUCCUCGUCUUCGAGGAAGCCUUUUAUGGGUUCUGCAGCAGCAAUGGCUUGGAAUACAUCGUGGGCCGGGUCUGGAUUGGCUUCUGGAUGAUCCUGCUGGUGCUGGUGGUGGUGGCCUUCGAGGGCAGUUUCCUGGUGCGCUUCCUGUCCCGCUACACCCAGGAGAUCUUCUCCUUCCUCAUCUCCCUCAUUUUCAUCUUUGAGACCUUCUCCAAGCUUGUCACGAUCUUCAAGCAACACCCGCUGAAGCGGGAGUACAACGUGAAGGCUGACUUUGACCCCUCGGAGCCGGAGCCCAACACGGCCCUGCUGUCCCUCAUCCUCAUGGCCGGCACCUUCUUCCUGGCCUUCUUCCUGCGCAAGUUCAAGAACAGCGCCUUCCUGCCUGGCAAGGUCCGGCGCUUGAUCGGGGACUUCGGGGUGCCCAUUUCCAUCUUCAUCAUGGCCCUGGCUGACUUCUUCAUCAAGGACACGUACACGCAGAAACUGAGCGUCCCUAAAGGGCUGGAGGUCACCAACUCGUCCGCCCGGGGCUGGUUUAUCAACCCCAUGGGGCUGCGAGAGGAAUUCCCCAUCUGGAUGAUGUUCGCCUCCGUGGUGCCCGCCCUCCUGGUCUUCAUCCUCAUCUUCCUCGAGACGCAGAUCACCACCCUCAUCGUCAGCAAGCCCGAGAGGAAGCUGGUGAAGGGCAGCGGCUUCCACCUGGACCUGCUGCUGAUCGUGGCCAUGGGGGGGCUGGCGGCCCUUUUUGGGAUGCCCUGGCUCAGUGCCACCACCGUCCGCACCAUCACCCACGCCAACGCCCUCACCGUCAUGAGCAAGGCGUCCUCUCCCGGGGAGAAAUCCCAGAUCCUGGAGGUCAAGGAGCAGCGCAUCAGCAGCUUGCUGGUGGCCGUGCUCAUCGGCGUGUCCAUCCUCAUGGAGCCCAUCCUGAAGUACAUCCCACUGGCUGUGCUCUUCGGCAUCUUCCUCUACAUGGGGGUCACCUCCCUCUUCGGCAUCCAGCUCUUCGACCGCAUCCUGCUCCUGCUGAUGCCCCCCAAGUACCACCCUGACGAGCCCUAUGUCACCAGGGUGAAGACUUGGCGGAUGCACCUCUUCACCUUCACCCAGAUCAUCGUGCUCGUGCUGCUGUGGGUGGUGAAGUCCACCCCGGCCUCGCUGGCGCUGCCCUUUGUCCUCAUCCUCACCGUGCCCCUGCGGCGCUUCCUGCUCCCCAAGAUCUUCCGGGAUAUUGAGCUCAAAUGUCUGGACGCAGAUGACGCCGUGGUGACCUUCGAGGAGGAGCAGGGAACGGACGUGUACAACGAGGUGCAGAUGCCCAGUUAAGGGCCGGGCCCCCCCGGCCCCCCAACGACCCCCCCAGCCCCCCCACCCGCUUAUAUCACCAUUGCUGCCACCCCGGGGCUGCUGGGUGACGGAGGAGGAUUUGGGGACGCUGUCCCCAUCUGCACACCCUGGGAAUGGAAUUUAUUUUUUUAGUUGUUUUUUUUUCCCUUUUUUUUUUUUUUUUUUUUUGGCUAUUUAAAAAAAAAAAAAAAUUUUGGAUGGUGUGAUCUCACCCCCACUCUGCUGCCCGCUGGGGAAGGGGCUGCCUGGGGUUGGGGGGGGGGUUCCACGAGCCACCCUCACCCCGUGGCAAGGUGGGAUGUGUCACCAUCCCGUCCCCAAGGCCACCACCGGGCACUGAGCAUGGGAAGGAGCUGGAGGAA
Molecule: messenger RNA, 3232 nt
Organism: Empidonax traillii (willow flycatcher)
Lineage: Eukaryota; Metazoa; Chordata; Aves; Passeriformes; Tyrannidae
Gene: SLC4A1
Product: solute carrier family 4 member 1 (Diego blood group)
Exons: 19
Coding region: 123-2849 (908 amino acids)
Biological process (GO): bicarbonate transport; transmembrane transport; monoatomic anion transport
Cellular component (GO): plasma membrane; basolateral plasma membrane
Molecular function (GO): bicarbonate transmembrane transporter activity; monoatomic anion transmembrane transporter activity; solute:inorganic anion antiporter activity
Source: RefSeq, a predicted model, not a curated record